GAGGUGCGGCGGCUCCCUUGAGCGUGCGCCUGCGCAGAGGCGUGCUGGCGGCGCGCAACGGCGGCGGGGAGGCUUGCCAAGAUGGCGGCCUGCGGAUCCGUGCGAGGUCGUCGCUGAGCCGCGGUCAUGCGGGAUCCCUGGGUCCCGCGGCUGGGGCGCCCUUCGGUUGACCCAACAGAGUGCGGAACAGUUCCUAACCCAAUGAACUAUGCCAUUGGCGCCUAGGCAUGGGACGGCAUCUUGGGAAGCGCUCUUCGGGCGGCUCGUGCUCUGGGCCGUUCUGUGUGUGUGCCGCGCUGACGACGAGGUGCCGCUCCAGUUCCGGCCGUCGGCCCGCUGCAACGCGUCGUGCAGCCGGGGCCCCCGCGCCGCCCUGCUCGGAGUCGCCGGCAGCGCUGCCCUUCUGCAGCCACCUGCCCGUCCAACGCCUGCUCGGCGGACCCUGCACGAGGCUCCGGCUACACACCGCCCUGCACAGGGACCAGCUCGCCUGCCAGCUCGCCUGCGAGUUCUCGGCGCUCCUGAGCCGCUUCGACUGCCUCGGAGGCUAUUCCGCCAAAUGGGACUGCCACACGUGUGCCGUGGUGUAUCGCGAGUGGACGUGCGCCAUGCUGGUGCCGGUGUACCCCGUGCCGUCGGCGACGCCGUCCAGGCAGCGCCCGACCCAGGGGGGGUCGCCGGAGCACCGCCAGCCCCCGGACGACGACGGGGAGCCUGCCGACGACCUCGUGCCGCUGCGCCCCUGCAGGGAGUUCUGCCACCGCGUGGAGGAGCAGUGCCCCUACUUCCAUCCGACGACCAGGGAGCAGUACGCGGGGGAACCCGUCUUCAUAUGCAUCGACCCCAACAUCCCAGACCUGCCGUCAAUCAGCAACUCAUCGUACGGGCCGCCGGGCAACUGCUACCGGCCGUGCCACGUGAACGCGUCGCUGGGCCCCAGCGACCAGUGUCCGGCGGCGACCCUGAGCACGGCCCUGCUGGGGCCCAGCCCAGUGCCGAUGGGCGCGGCGAACAGUGCGGGCCGCGCCGGGGGUCGGACGUCGGCCCCCCCGGGGGGCCCAGUGCUUGUGGUGACAGCAGUGUGGUGGCUCGUGCUCGCCAUACGGACCCGAGGCCGACACAGACUUUCAUAGCAGCGGCGGGACGCUCCAGCGACGCCUCCCUCCGCCCCCUUGGCGCCUCGUAGCCUCAAGGGUUUAGCCGAAACAAGGGCCUCUGCGCUCCCAGGGAGCAGCAGCAGAGCGCCCCAUGCCCGGACGGGCCCCUCGCCAAGGGGCCCCACCAGCGGCGGGGUCCAGCGCCCCCCGCCUGGGCUUCCGGCCCCGCCACGAGACGGCCACCGGCGACGCAGUGGCCGCCACCGCUAAAGUAUAGGGGAGAAAGAUUCUACUACAACGACGGAGGAACCACCCUUCGCGUUUUCCGAGGUGGGCCAAUCCCAGUGCUUCCUUCACGAUGCCGCCACCUGGGCCGGAAGCCCGGCCGGGACGGGCGCAAACCUCGUCGCCCCGUGCCUCCACCAUCCGCCGCCGGCGUGCGUGUGUGCCCCACGGGAGACAGAACCACUCUUUCCACUCCAAGCUAGGUCACUCUCGCCAUUCACCGCUCUCUCUGCGUGCAGCCAGCCGUCGUCUGCUCGGUUUGUGCCACCCCCGCCCCCGGCCCUUUGCCGGCACCAGCGACCAGUUCGUGGGUUGCCCUCGGUCCUUUUGCGUCGAGGGAGGGAUGCGAUUCGACUCGCGGGGAAGUCUAGCUUACGUCCACAGAGGAAAAAAGCAGUGAAGCCUGCAUUGGGUGGAGAAACGUCCCCUAGAAAUUGCUCUCGGAACCGUUUUCAUCGGCGGAGGUUUCUGUCGAAGCUGCCCCAUAUCCUCUUUACUGCGGGAAUCAGCAUCACGAGGAAGGCAGUGUGUAACAGAGCUAAGAUUUUUCUGCCUUUUAUUUUGUCUCGAGGACGCAAUACGGCAAGCAAGUCAACCAAAACACGUUGUUUGUGUGCAACCAAGCUGCUCCCCAGCAGACGGCAUUCUACUUAGUGAACAAGCAACAUCUUGACCGCCAAUUACUCAUUUACUAUAGCACCUCUGGUAGUUGUUUGUCAACAAAAGCAACACACCCCUAGAGGACUUUCGACUCCCUUUUCUCGAAGACCAAGUUUUCAUUCAAAAAGAGCGGUGGUGCGUUUCCGACAGCCACAGAAAAGGCAAGGCAGCCAUCACUGCAACAAGCAGACGACACCGCCUUUGUUUAUCUGAUGCGGCACGGCAGCCCGCCAGCGCCCACCCGGAGCAAUCCUCUAAUCAAAGCCCUGCACCGUGACCUCACUGUGAUCCGCUGCGAGUCCCUCCGAGAGAAGGGUUUGUGCUGCAUAUGUAGGAUGAAUAGCCCAUAUGCUGGUCCCUAUGCACUGCAUCAACAUUUGGCAAGCUAGCUGUCCCAAGAUAGCAUCCUAUGCCAAUAGAACAAUCAAUGAGGACUCUCAGCUAUAGCUAGUUCAGGUCACAGGAAGUUCCAACGGUGUCAGUUAGCAAGCAGGCGACUAUGAAAGCCUCUGCCCGCAGGUGUGCUUACCAUAAAAUACCGUGGGAAGCACCCGCGCCACUCUCACUGACAUUAGUGCAUGUCCGGUCAAAUCAAGCGCUUAGCAAACAAUUUGGGAAAUGUUCAUAGAGGAUGCUUGAACGAAAUGGGCGCUUCCGCGCUAUUUUACGGUAGAGUCCUCGAUCCCAGAAGCUGCUUCCCGUCUACCAAAUCGGGCAAUUGGAUUUCUACACCUAAUGCAGGCACCAUUGCAUUGACACGAGGUGCAUCUCCAAUUUAUAGGCUUACGAUUGACAAAUUAAAGGUGACCAUGCAGCUUUUGCUUUUUGUCGUAACAACAGUGCCAGCGAAUAGUUUAAGUAUUUUGUCACCCGGUACAUACUUUACAGACAUUCUUUCAAGAAUAUCCUGGGGGCAAUACUGGUAAUGUUUAGUUACAACUUGGUGGGCACUUCCUCAAAAGGGGAAUUAUUGCAUAAACUAUCAGUGAUUAACAUACGUCCCAUGUCUCCUCCGAUAAAAGUUCUGUUUUGUAUCGUGAAGAUCCGAAUCACAUUUGGAAUGCCUGUCAAUGAGAAGUCACUUUAGCAUUGGCUAUGACAAAACGACUGUCGACAGACUACCACGGCAUCAACAAGAGAACUUCCACUACCCAGGAAUCAUGUCGCUUCGAAUGACGUGAAAUCCCAACAUGCUCACCUUUCAGCUGUUCACAACUAAUUGGCAGUGAACAUGACACUUAAGCAAAUGAAAGGUAGACUCACUAGAUGAGCUGCAGAGAAAGCAUAUAGUAUGUAUGCUUUGAUAACUUGCUUGGAAUGUGACCCAGUUAAAAAAAAGCAGCACAGGGAGAGCAUGGAGUGAACAAGACUAAUUAUGGCACUUGUCCAGUCACACAAAUUAGUACACAUACUUGACAUUAUAACGAGCGAAAUUGCAACCGUACGUUCUAUGAAGGCACAUUUCUUUCUUCCAGUUAAGUUCUUUGUACCUGAUAAAUGGCACGAGGAAUAAUAGUUAUCGGGAGCGGUGUCUCAACUAGCUUUCACUGAGCAACAUUGUAAGCGCUACACAUUUCCAGUCGGGAAUGAUAGGAGCGGUAUUCUGAACUUCCCCAAGGCCGCCGAGUUGUUGAGGCAGUAUAAAAUGUGCAAAGAGUAAAAACAAGGGGAAUUACAAGCUGUACAGCAAUUGCCUCCCUUAAAUGCGACGAAAGGGACCACCCAUACAUGUUUAGUCAGCCAGCAGACUAAUAAUGCAUUGAAUGCAACGAAAGGAGGAACUAAAACUUUGUGAAAGCAUUGAUGUCAGCAGCCACAGGUGGGGAAAUAGCCAAUGCUGAGAAUGAAUUUUCCAUUCCGUCACCUCUCUUGUACCGCGCCAUGGGAUAGGCAAGGCGAGCGCAGUCGAGGUGGUCUGGAUCAAUGGAGGAUGUACUCGUUGCUUCUUUAGCCAAGUCACCCAGUGGAUGGGUCUAGAGAACAGGUGACCAAGUUAAACCAAAGUUGGUGAGUCACCCGACCCAUGUUGACGGGUCACCAGUCCCAAUUUGACGGGUUGCUCGUCUCAAGUUGACGAGUUACGAGUCCCAAGUUGACGGGUCACCCGUCAACUUGGGACGGGCGAUGCAUCAACUUAGGACGGGCGACCCAUCCUAACGUUGAACGGUGCUUGUUGCGUCCUAUUAGCGCUUUGUUUUACGUCCCCCAAUGAGUUUGCACCACUCUUCUUACAUUGUUGGAGGGUCGCUCUGUGUUGAUGGCCAGGGACCGUAAAGGUGGACAAACUUGCGCAGAAUAGUAAAACCUUUUAACGACAAUAACUACGCACGACAUUGAAGCACAGCAACGAGAUGUGUGAAACGUGUCACCGGACAAGACGCCAGGUUGCCGAAGAAACGGGGACAAAUGCCACGGCCGAAGACAGCCAGUGACCGGCUGCAACGCGCUCAGACAGCGGCAUGAAGCGGCGUGGCUGCGCGUCGUCUGCAUCGUCGGUGCCGGUAGCGGAAUUCUUCGAUACACGCAAAAAAGUUUCAUCAUCUGCUUGUGAGAUUUGUUAGCCAUACGUCCAUUUAUGAGUACCUGAUUUCCCUGUGGUGGUGUGUGUGGCAACAAAUUCUGGUGUGUGUGUGUGUGCGCGCGAGCAUGUGCAGAAAUGCAAAUGAGUUGCCCCUCGGUGGCUGAAGCCAGUGGAGGGUAAACAAAACAAAAAAAAAAGAAAGAAAAAUACAAGGACUGAAAUAACUAUAACAAAAAGUAUAUGUGGGCAUGUUUUUGUGUUUUUAGGCUGUCGGGGGAAAAAAAAAACUGCCUUUUUUGUUUUUGUACUUGGCUUGUUCCGCAAGUUUCUGUUCUGACAGCUGUUGAAUCUGCCGCUGCACGUGAUUGCCCACACUUUAGCAGACGGUAUUUCAGGAGGCUCGACGAGAAGGGAAUGUCUAUGCUUACACGUUUCUGCAGGUGUUACAUUCCGCCCCCUGGUGGUUAGUUGCGCGGGGGAUACGUUUGCUGUAGUUUGGGCCACUGCGUGCAGCCGCCGCGUUCUGUUUAAAUGUUGACUGCUCCGCUGUUCUAGAGUAUCUAUUGACAAAUGCAGGGCUUUAGAACCAAUGUUUAUGAAUAGAACGGCGAUGCCCAAUGAGUUUGCAAAAAAAAGGGAGAUAUAUAGUGGUAUACACACACACAUGCUUGUGUAUGUAAGUAUGUUUGUAAUAUACUGGGUUCAAUGUGACGACUGCAAACCAAAAACCAGACAGCGCAAGCUCCUGUGUUGCAGUUCCCUCACUGCUUUCACACUUAGCGUUUGCAUUCAGAGUUAGUUGUGCCGGCUCGCACAAAUGCAUACACAUCAUCGUGUGUGUGAACACCCAUAUAUGACAUAGGUCUGCAGCAAUCAUAUGCAAACGUACGAAAGUUAAAAAAAAAGAAAAAAAAAAGAUGCCUGUUAUGUAUAAUGUUUUGGAACGGAAGGUAAUAAAACAGAGACAAUGCUAACUGACCUACGGUGAUCCACUGUCCAGAAAGCUUUCGACAUCAAGUGGCCAGGAGAACAAAAAAAAAAAAAGUCUGAACCUUUUUGUUUUUUUAAGACUACUAGCAUAUUGAGAAAAUGAGGAUUGCAUUUCAAAUUUAGAUUUUGUAUGUUGUACACACAUUCACACAUACAUAUAUAUAUAUAUAUAAAUUGUUGGACCUUCUUUCCUUGUUUCAGAACCAAGUAGAAGGUUGGUUUUAAAAAGGCGAGGCAAUGAAGCAAAAAAAGAAAAGUGCCGCACGAAAAUGGCUAUAUUUGCAGCAGCGCAGGGUGCCGCGGAGUACGCAGCGGAGCGACGACCUCCCCUCGUAGCGAGGUAAAGCCACCAGUGUCGUGGCACCAACCGAGAGUGCCAAGGUACAAACAAACAUGCACGGUUAUUGGCGCACCAAUUCCCCGCCGCUUUCCUUCUACACACUCGUUUUCUAGGGCAUGAGAUGCCAGGGUUGACAGACACGUGUAGUCCUCGAUUGGGAGAAGCACCUCUCAUUGUUGCGUAGAAAGCUCUUAACAAAUUACAAAAAAUAAACAUUUUGAGAAAGGCGAACAAACUAGCCAAUUUUCUCCAGACCCUUCCUUUCUCGCGGACAAUGCGCGCCCUGGCGGAAGAGGAGGAAAACAGAAACGCGGGCACUUCGUAAAAAGUGGGCGGACAUAUUCGCGGAAAUCAGCCUGCUGCCCCUAGUGUAUGAAAUGCACACCUAGCACUAUACAAUUACGACGCGAGGAAAAAAAAGCCACGUGGAGCCACAACAAAACAACUUUGUACAGAGUCGUUUUCUGUCCGCAUACUAAACACACAGCAUUUUCUACUGCCCGUCGAAUAGUAUGCGGGAAAAAGGAAUGGAGGCGUCGGACGGAAGACAACCUUGCAGGCACUUUACAGGGGUCCAGGCCAACCUGCCCGGGUCUGGGCAUGGCCAUGGAAGGGUCGCUUCAUUUUUAGAAAUGCAUUUAAAGAGAAAUGAAAUGCCAAGGAGGGGCGCAUGGGCACACUUUGGGCGUCUGACAAAAUUCUACGAACCUGUUGAUGAUGGAGGCGUUAAUGCGCAUCCUCUCGUAAUAACGGAGGGGAGGGGACAAAGGAGGGUCUCUUCCCCCCCACCUCUUCCCGGUGCCCCCCCCCCCCUUCCCCCCCCCUCUCGAAGCGUGCGACGGAAUUCCUCCAUCGGGGACUCGGCAAACGCAGGACCCCGGACAAUAUAUAUAGGAGAAGAAAAAUAAAAAGGUUUAUAAUAAACUUUUAUAAUCUGGCUCCCCAAGUGUAGAAUUGUACAUAGAUACAACCAUUGUUGAUCUGUAAUACAGUUGGUACAUUAAAGAAUUGCCCCAAUGU
Ixodes scapularis (black-legged tick) is the source of this 6913-nucleotide messenger RNA. RefSeq lists its product as uncharacterized. Gene Ontology annotation, cellular component: plasma membrane. Bases 228 to 1133 code for a protein of 301 amino acids. The record is from RefSeq and is a predicted model, not a curated record. Lineage: Eukaryota; Metazoa; Arthropoda; Arachnida; Ixodida; Ixodidae. Gene Ontology annotation, molecular function: stretch-activated, monoatomic cation-selective, calcium channel activity. The transcript is spliced from 4 exons. Gene Ontology annotation, biological process: calcium ion import across plasma membrane.